Molecule: messenger RNA, 3067 nt
Organism: Grus americana (Whooping crane)
Lineage: Eukaryota; Metazoa; Chordata; Aves; Gruiformes; Gruidae
Product: endoplasmic reticulum-Golgi intermediate compartment protein 3-like
Exons: 8
Coding region: 369-1166 (265 amino acids)
Biological process (GO): endoplasmic reticulum to Golgi vesicle-mediated transport; retrograde vesicle-mediated transport, Golgi to endoplasmic reticulum
Cellular component (GO): endoplasmic reticulum; endoplasmic reticulum membrane; COPII-coated ER to Golgi transport vesicle
Source: RefSeq, a predicted model, not a curated record
UGAGGGCCGGCUCCGUCGUUCUCAAAGGGCAUUAGUAACAACCUCCAGACCUUCCAAAGGCGGAGGCAACGGAAGGGAGGGGGAGGAUGCAAAACCGAGUGCAAACUGCUCCCUACCAGCAGCUUCGCCUCGGUAUCAAGCCCUUUGCAGCUGAGCGAUCUCGGCACAGCCAGCGUCUCCUGGGUACCCUUCAAAGGCCCGUGCGCCGUCAGCACGGAGACUCAGUAGAAGGCGAGGCGGCAGCGAGGACCUUACCCUAGAGGAGCCCGGGAGCCGCAGCCCCUCCCCGCCAGCCCCGUCGGCCGGCUUCGCGCCGCGGAGCACGGGCGGCCCCGGAAGGCGGAUGUGGUUCCGGGUGGCGCGGCGCCAUGGAUUCGCUGUGGCGGCUGAAGCGGUUCGAUGCCUUCCCCAAGACCCUGGAAGAUUUUCGGGUCAAAACGUGCGGGGGCGCGCUGGUGACGGUUGUCAGCGGGCUCAUCGUGGUGCUGCUUUUCUUCUCGGAGCUGCAGUACUACCUCACCAAAGAGGUUCACCCGGAAUUGUACGUUGACAAAUCGAGGGGAGAUAAACUGAAGAUCAACCUGGACGUUAUUUUCCCACAUAUGCCUUGUGCUUAUUUGAGCAUUGAUGCCAUGGAUGUAGCAGGAGAGCAGCAGCUGGAUGUAGAGCACAAUCUGUUUAAACAACGUUUGGAUAAAGCUGGCAAUCGUGUGACUCCAGAGGCUGAGCGACAUGAGCUGGGGAAGGAAGAAGAAAAAGUGUUUGAUCCAGAUUCUUUGGAUGCCGAUCGCUGUGAGAGCUGUUACGGGGCAGAGUCAGAGGACAUUCGGUGUUGUAAUACUUGUGACGAUGUCAGAGAAGCAUACAGGCGGCGAGGCUGGGCCUUCAAGAACCCGGAUAGCAUAGAGCAGUGCAAGAGGGAAGGGUUUAGCCAGAAAAUGCAAGAGCAGAAGAACGAGGGCUGCCAAGUGUAUGGUUUCCUAGAGGUCAACAAGGUAGCUGGAAAUUUCCACUUUGCACCAGGAAAAAGUUUCCAACAGUCUCAUGUCCAUGAUAAUGAAGCAAAAGGUCUCACUCCGGGCACCGUGGCCUUCAAGAUUCUGUAUAGAAACCGCCUAUGUUCUUCUCAGAUGCUGUGUUCUUCUCAGCUGACCACUGGAGGCUGAGCACUUUAUUACUAGAGGUAUUUCUGCAGCAUAGAUGUUGUUCCUGUUUUAUCUUAGUUUUCAUCAUUACUAGAUGGUUUAGUGUGCGUUGCUAUUCAUUCCUCAUCUCAGGUCAUCGAAAUCGUUCUCUCUCGGAGAAUUCACACGGCUGAUCUUACGCCUUGGUGCCAUCCGUAAUGGUGAAUGACCUUUUAGCCAGUGCGUAAACAUACUGCUUGUACUUCUUGGACAGGUGCUCUGUCUGUCUUCAGAGACUGUGAUUCUCCCGGAGAAUCCGAGCUGGAGCUUGGGGAAUUUGCUUUUGAAGCGAGCAGGGACUCUGAUUUUCGUCCCAAGUUACGGGAAGCAUUGAAAACUGGUCGCUUUAAGCCCGCACCGUGAUGCUCCAUCUUCAGAGGGUCAGAGAAGACCCCGGCUCCUCAGUGUCAUACCGGCUGCAGACGGUCUUGUCUUGUUCCUCAGCUCAUCUGCGAUCCAGUUGCACUGAGAAAUCCCCGGUCGUUAGGAGGAGGACGGAAGGAGGUCGUGAGGAGGACUGAAGCGGUACUUCCAAGCAGACUUUUUGGCAGGGAAACUAGUUAGUUGUCCUGGCUCUCCUGCAUCAAGGGAAAACCAGAGUCAAACGUUAUGGCUAUUUACAGUCUUCCGUUCCAAGCAGCACAGCCUCAAGCCCUGCUUAUUCAUUUGGAAGGAGCCGAGACUGGGUUUGCUUCACUCGCGUCUGCUCCGCAGGCUUUGGAUCCUAAACUGAGUUUUUCUGUUGGGUUUAUGCAGGGUGCUGCAGGUUUUGGUGGAGUUGUCUCCUUCCCUUGUGCCUCUGGGAGGACAGCCUCCAGCACCAGCUGUGCCUGUUUGUGAUUCUGGAGAUCAUGGCUGUUUUCUUUGCAGCAGUUCACACCUUCUCGCUUUCCUUCCUGGCUCAGAGAAAAGAGGAAUGAUUGAAUGAUCCAGCUUUGCAGCCUCCGGAGGUUAAGCCACAGGUUCAGGCGCUGCUGCCACAUCUGUCCAUGCCUGUACAGCAGCAGCAGCCGUCUCCCGCUUCAGCUGCGGUGCCUGGCAGCGAGUUUCCAGCACGCGGGAGAGCCCCUAGUGAGAGGUUCCUCAGGAGAGAGGCGAUCGUCCUAUCAAUUCCUUCUUCCUUGCCGUAUUUCUCCUAGUCAAGGGGAAGCUGAGGCUUCUCGUUCAUCCUUUAGGUUAUCUGUGGACCUCUCUGUUGCUGAGGUGCCAAGGGCUUGUACUUGAAGGCCCGUGAAGACCCAGCGGACUCUGCUGGGACGGUCGAUGCAGCCACAGAUUCAGUGUGGGCGUAAGACGAGUUCAACAGAAGGUUGGGUGGUCCCCACCUUGGCUCUGCACUGAGUAACAAUUAAAGCCUGCAGAUGUUUACUGAAACCUGAGGCGUGAUUUUGUAGCCUUUUUUCUUCAGUGUAACACCUCUGCUAGGCAUUUGCCACACAGACCGCAAACGUCCUGGUCAGCUUUUGGCUGACCCAGCUCACGCAAAGGCCCGAUGGAUUCUGGGAGCAGCGCCAUUAGGUGCAAGUGAGAGCACCAGGGAGGCAGCACAGGGGGCCAGAAAGAGCUAAAGGGCCAUGAUGCAGCCACCGUCACCUGCAGCCGGCUGUCUCCUGUAGCCGUCAUCUUUGUCUGGCAGUACUGGCAGAAUCUGCUGAUUUUUGGAAAUGGUAUAGAGCAGACUUCCAAGGCGGAAGGGAUAAAACAUCAGCUGAGCCAAAAAGCCUUUGAAGCAGCUCCAAGAGCAGCUGGACUGCUGAGGCUCUUGUGCUUGUGCUUCCCAGCGUGAUACAGGGGACGCCCGCACUGUGAGGGAGGAGGAGGGAUGAGCGCUCUCGCUAGGGCACUUUGUUUUAUUUCUUCGUGAGCUCACGAAAUAAAGCUUA